Molecule: messenger RNA, 5184 nt
Organism: Symbiodinium necroappetens
Lineage: Eukaryota; Dinophyceae; Suessiales; Symbiodiniaceae
Source: the annotation of a GenBank genome assembly
AUGGCUCAGUUCUGGCCAGAUCUCGCUGCUCAAAUGAUGGCCAUGGCAGGACCCUGUGGUUGUCGACCGCAGGUGCAGUUUGCAGCUAUGGGAGCGCAGAUGAGCGGCCCUCGGAAGGACAUGCAGCAGCCGUUACCUACAGCUUUGCCUCCAGUGUCCCACAGUGCCCAGCCUUCCCAACCCAUGGGGCCACAAUUUGUGCCGCAGCGCGACCUCCCACAAGCGUCCCCGCAAGGCGCUGCAACCCUCAGCCAACCUUCACAGUCGCAGCCGUCGCAAGCACAAAUGCACACUCCCCAGUCAUCGCAGGCACCACCUGCGACACCCCCUACAAGCCAACCGGCUUCAUUCCAAGCGUACCCGUCACCCAGCCACAUUCCCAAAGCGCCAGCACAGAUUCAGCAGCCCACUCAGCUUCAGCCCUCGCCGCAGGCACCCGUUCGCAUGCAGCCCCAGCAAGCGGUGCCGCCGCAGUACGAGUCCCGCCCUCAAGCGAUGCCGUUUCAGCCUCCCCAGCCACAGCCACAGCCAGUGCCCAUGCCGGCGCAGCCGCCGCAGCAGCCGGCACUACAGCAGCAGCCGCCGCAGCAGCCGGGACUGCAGCAGCAGCAGCAGCAGCAGCAGCAGCCACCGGAGCAAGCGCAGCAUCCAGGAGGCCAGCCGGUUCCAGCCCAGACCCAGGACGUGAGUCACAUGGUGCUUCCCACACCUGCCGAAGCGCAAAGCCAAAUCGACCAGCUCCAGAAGCAGCUUCAGCAGCUCCAGCAGCAGCAGCAGCUGAUCAUGCAACGCCAGAUGCAGGGUCUGCAAGUGCCCUGUGCUCCGGCGGCUCCGGCGGCUCCGGCGGAGGCUCCGCCUGCCCAGAGCUCGGCUCCAAACGCGCCAGGGCCGCCUCAGCCGGAGGCACCGCCUUCGCAGCCCCUCCCGGUGACUCCACCACCGCCGGCAGCUCUUCAGGUGGAGGACCUGGUCGAGGCCCAAUGUGCCGGUUGGGGAGACGAGUGGUUCCCAGCGAAGGUGCGAGAGCUCCUGCCCAACAACGAGGUUCAGGUUCUCUGGGAAGGCGAAGAGCCUUCCAUCUCCAACGUUUCUUUGAGCAUGGUCCGCAGACGAGGCGAUGCGAUGAGCGCGGAACGAGCGAGCGCGGGUGAGCCGGUGUCCCAGCCUGCGGCUGCUCCGGCUGCUCCUCCGGCUCCUGCGGCUCCUGCUGCCGCUCCAACACUCCCGCCAGAGGCCGAGGCUCCCUCAGCGCGGAAGAGGCCCGCCGCGGAGGCUGCGUCCUCGGGGCCUUUGGGGGCCGUGGGCUCCAGGACGGCCUUGCAGGCCUGGGCGAUGCAGCACGGCAUGGUGAGCAACGUCGAGGUGAAGGUCGACCCCAUGGGCGUCUCUAGGGGCUUUGGCUUCGUCACCUUCCAGGACCCACAGGUAGCCCAGAACAUCGUUGCCAACAAGGACAACAACUCCAUGGACGGCAAGUGGAUAGACUGCAAGCUGGCCAUGCCCCCAGGCUCCGCACCCGCAGCCGGUGCCAAGGGCGCAGGGAAGGGUUCGAUCGACCCGAACAACCCGAAGAUCUUUGUCGGGGCCUUGCCGAAGAGCGCCACUGAUGACUCAGUGACGGCUUACUUCGGCCAGUUCGGAGCAGUCAGAGAGGUCACUGUCAAGAUGGCAGAAGAUGGUCAGUGCAAGGGCUUUGCAUUCGUGACCUUUGAGGACGUAGCCUCCGCCAAGCUCGUCUUGGACAACUACAACUCGAACAUGUUCGAGGGCAAGUGGAUUGAUUGCAAGCCAAUCGUGUCCAUGCCGAAGGGCAAAGGCAAAGCCUUUGGCAAAGGCUUUGGCGGAUUUGGAGGCUUCGGCAACGGUGGUUUUGGCAAGGGCGGCUAUGGCAUGGGAGGAGGUUUCGGUGGCUACGGAGGUGGUUAUGGCGGCGGCUAUGGUGGUGCUUGUGGUGGCUAUGGCGGCGGUGGCAAGGGUGGUUACGGCGGUGGCGGCUGUGGCGCAUAUGGAGGAGGUGGCUUCGGUGGAAAAGGGGGAGGGGGAGGAUACGGUGCAGCUGCGAUCGGAUACGGUGGUGGCUACGGAAAAGGCUAUGCCAAGUCCGUCGAAGUGGAGGGGCCUCUGAUGGAGUUCAGCUUGCGUCCCGGCAUGGAGUUUUCAGAAGCUUUUGCCAACCUACGCAGGCGCUUGGAGCUGGAGUUGAAGGAGGGCCGGAAGGUGUCGGUACGGCUGCGCGUGUUGAGGCCCCCGCCGGAGCCCACGUCGCCAGCGCCGGGCGAGGUGCCGCCCGGCGAGCCGCCGCCCGGCGAGCCGCCGGGAGAGCCCCCCGAGGCGCAGGUCGCGCCGGCGCCGCCGGGGCCACCCGACACGCCGCAGACGCCGCAGACGCCGCCGGUGAUGGAGGCCCUGCAGAGGCCUGUCCUGCCAAAGGACAAAGGCGCUGUGCCGCCUAGCUUCCCGAGCGGGCGAUCAAUGCCGCAGAAGGGCUGGUGGAGGCCGGGCUACGGAGGCUAUGGCAAGGGCAACGGCUUCCGAGCUGCUAGCUCAGUCUCAGAGUUCGAGCGGCGAUGCCUGAAGUCAGCUUUGCGAGGCACCCAGCUGGACCUGAGGGCGGUUCAAAGAGUGCUGACGAAAAAAGGCAGCGGGAAUGCCGCCGCGAGCCCAGCAGACGAGAAAGCCUGGAGCUGUGGGAACAUGGGAUUUUGCAGAGCGACACUAAGUCCGACACCUCCGGAGCCCGGGAAGCCGCCGCAACGGCUGCAGGAUCCGUUGCAAGAUCGGCCCGUGAAAGAGGUGCCUUUGCCACCCGCCCAGCUGUUGACUGCAGAAACCUUUUACGAGAAGAAUGGUGAGCCAAACAUGCCGGUACUCAUGGAGCAUUUGAUUUUGGAAGGAGCUCUGUCGCAAGAGCUCCUCUUGGACAUAAUAAGCAAGGCGUCAGACCUGUUCAAGGAUGAACCCAACUUGUUGAAACUCAACGAUCCCAUUACAGUAGUUGGAGACAUCCACGGUCAGUAUUACGACCUUGUGAAGUUGUUGGAGGUUGGUGGGCAGCCUGGUGAGACGCAGUACAUCUUUCUAGGAGACUAUGUUGAUCGUGGCUCCUUCUCCGUCGAGGUUGUUGCUGUGCUGUACUCCUUGAAGAUCAAAUACCCUAAGCAGGUACGAAUGCUCAGAGGAAACCACGAAUGCCGACAGAUGACGUCGUUCUUCAACUUCCGUGAGGAGUGUGAGUACAAGUACGACAUCGGAGUUUACAAUGCGUUCAUGGACUCCUUUGACAACCUGCCUUUAGCAGCCACCAUCAAUGGCAAGUUUCUUUGUGUUCAUGGCGGCCUCUCUCCUGACCUUGGCAACGUCAAGGCCAUUACAAAGAUCAAUCGCUUCACUGAGCCUCCAAAGGAAGGCCUCUUAUGUGACUUGUUGUGGUCGGAUCCGCUAGAACCCAAAGACGGAGAACAGCGGCCCAGCGCCAAGAAGGGCGGCCCGCCUUUCGUGCCGAACGAGGUCCGCGGCUGUUCGUAUUUCUACAGUUUUGACGGAGCGACAACAUUUCUGAAGAAGAACAACUUGUUGUCGAUCAUUCGGGCUCACGAAGCUCAACUCGAAGGCUACAAAAUGCACAAGACGAAUCCAAGCACAGGCUUUCCUCUUGUCAUAACAAUUUUCUCCGCGCCGAAUUAUUGUGACGUUUACAACAACAAGGGAGCCAUUCUUAAGUUUGACAACAGCACCUUGAACAUCUUGCAGUUCAACUGCUCACCGCACCCCUAUCACCUGCCAAACUUCAUGGAUGUUUUCCAGUGGAGCAUGCCCUUCGUCAUCGAAAAGGUGACGGAGAUGCUCUACUACAUCCUGCAGCCUGCAGCCGGAACGGUGGAUUCCGACGAUGACUCCGCCUUGCCCACUCUGCCUGACUCCAACUGGGUCAACCACAGAGCCUCCCUGACCGACGAUCAGAAUCAGACGGUGGACAUGGCCACACGCCUGGCCGCGUUGAUCGCAGGCGAGAAUGCCAAGGAAAGAGAAGCAAGUGGUUCAAAGGUCGACCCAGAGGUUCGAGACCGAAUGCGAAAGAAAGUGCGAUCCAUCGCAAGGAUGGCCCGCAUGUUCAAGACUCUCAGACAGGAGAACGAGACCGUCGUGCGUCUCAAGGGCGUUUGCCCCGGCCACAAGCUGGCUCCAGGGCUUCUCCUUGCGGGCAAGGAGCGACUGACCUCUGAGCUGGAGCUCUUCAGCCACGCCCAGGGCAUCGAUCUGGUGAACGAGAAGCGGCCGGAGGAGGGCAAGUCCGGCCCUGGGCUCAACAGCCCGACGGACUUCCGGGAUGCGGGGAUGUCCCUGACGUGCCGGGAGGCCUUCCUUUGCGAGGCGGACGUUUGGGCUGUGAGCGUGGCAAACGAUGUUCCGAGCUUGAAUGCCAUGCAUUUGACAUUUCAUGAUGAGAUCGGCAGCCGUCCUGCAUUUGUGAAAUGCCGGACGCCCAAGUCUGUGGGAGUGGAGCUUGCCGCAGAAGACAAAAAAAGGGACAUGACCAUGAAGCCCGACGAACCGGCACUCCGGAAAGAUGCCCAAGUGUCACAUUCCAACGCCAACGAUCAGGGGGAUGGCCACGGCCAGGGCCGUGGCCAUGCCCGUGCCGAGAGGCCUCAGGAGUGGCGGAAGCAGCGCAGCUCGGCCUCGGCCUUGCACCUGGAGGACGGCGCCAAUGCUUCUAAUUCGUCUCAGGAUGGCGCCAAUGGGUCUGAGUCGGCCAAGGAUGAGGCCUUUGCAUAUGCGGACACGACCGGUCAGAUCGCGAAGCUCAAGCAGGAAACCAAGCAGUACGAAGAUCAAGUCAAGGGCCCGGUCGUGGACACGGCCGACAUGUGGCUUCAGGAGAACACGCGCAGCUCGCAAGAGAGUUGGUGCACAGGGCUACGCCACGAGGAGUUUGUGAAGGAGCUGAGUCGCGGAAUGGAUAUUGAGAAGCAAUUGGUCCACAAAUUGCGCACGGAGGCAAAGAAGAAGGCAGAGGAGAAAAUGAAGGAGGCGGAGUCGAACUCCACUACGGAGUCGAACUCCACUGAGGCGAACUCCACCAAGGAGGCAAGUUCCAAGGGCACGGAGACGAACUCCAACUCCACCGAGGCUUCGUCAGGCGCCGAGAAAGGUCACGAGAACACGACGUCGAGAUCAAAGUGA